Aspergillus thermomutatus is the source of this 315-nucleotide messenger RNA. RefSeq names its product 60S ribosomal protein eL33 (gene RPL35B). The record is from RefSeq and is a predicted model, not a curated record. NCBI's taxonomy places the organism in Eukaryota, Fungi, Ascomycota, Eurotiomycetes, Eurotiales, Aspergillaceae. Gene Ontology annotation, cellular component: ribosome; cytosolic large ribosomal subunit. Gene Ontology annotation, biological process: cytoplasmic translation; ribosomal large subunit biogenesis. The coding region runs from base 1 to 315 and encodes 104 amino acids. Gene Ontology annotation, molecular function: structural constituent of ribosome. The transcript is spliced from 3 exons.
AUGGACGUCAAAGGGAUAUGGGAGGCUGACACCUCGUCUAGUCUGAUCAAGAUCGACGGUGUUGACAGCACUGAGGCCGCAAACUUCUACCUCGGCAAGAAGGUUGCUUUCGUUUACCGGGCAAAGCGUGAGGUUCGGGGUUCCAACAUCCGGGUCAUCUGGGGCAAGGUUACCCGGCCACACGGAGGAACAACAACUGACGAUAUCAACUUGACAGGCAACUCCGGCGUUGUCCGCGCUCAGUUCCGCCACAACCUCCCCCCCAAGUCCUUCGGUGCUACCGUCCGCAUCAUGCUCUACCCCUCCAACAUCUAA